UGCUAUUUAGUCUAAUAAUCGAAACAAUUCAUAAUUUUGAGUACACAUCUACAUAUGUUUCUAACUGCAAGGUUAUGUUCAAAAUGUUGCCAAUCGACGCGACCUAGUCGAAUGUGUGCUUAUCUGUGUAGAUAAGUGUUUCGUUUUUAUACGUUUACGUUCAUAAAUGUGCUUUAUUUAAUGUUAUUAUUUGUUGAUAAAAAUAUUCAUUUGUUAGAUAUAAAAGAAGAUUUCUGUAAAGAACUGUUUGGUGCAUAUUAGUUACUUAUAAUUUUUUAACAAAAAUUAAUAAAUUUCUUUUAAUAUUUUUUUCAUUUUUAUUAUUAACAAGAUAUUUUUACAACAAAUGAUGUUGAAAGCUGUUAUAUUAAUCGGUGGCCCUUUAAAAGGGACCAGAUUUCGUCCUCUCUCAUUAGAUAUACCUAAACCACUAUUUCCAGUUGCCGGUUUACCUAUGAUUCAACAUCAUAUUGAAGCAUGUUCCGAAGUACCAAAUUUAGAAGAAAUUUUAAUAAUUGGAUCAUAUCCUGCCAAUGAAUUAUCACAGUUUAUUAUGGAUAUGAAAAGCACAUAUGGUGUAAUUAUUAGGUAUUUGCAAGAAUUUACACCGUUAGGUACAGCUGGAGGCAUGUAUCAUUUCCGAGAUCAAAUUCGUUCUGGUAGUCCAUCAUAUUUUUUUGUAAUGAAUGGAGAUGUAUGCGCCGAUUUACCCUUACCAGAGUUAGUAGAAUUUCAUAGUAAAAAGCAAGCGUUACUUACUAUUAUGGCUACAGAAGCCACUAGACAACAAUCAUUAAAUUACGGAUGUAUGGUUUUGAAUAAAGACGGAGAAGUGGCACAUUAUGUUGAAAAACCAUCAACAUUUGUAUCUACUCUUAUUAAUUGUGGAAUAUAUAUCACAUCUCCUGAUAUAUUUCAAUCAAUGGCGGAUGUUUUUUAUGCUAGUCAACAACAAGAAAAUUCUUUACAGAUAAAUGGAAAUGGUAGAGACCCUGCUAAUAUUGCAUUGGAACAAGAUAUAUUAACGCGAUUAGCAGGAACUGGAUGUUUAUUUGCUUUACCUGUUUUAAGAUGGUGGUCACAGGUAAAAACAGCAGGAUCUGCAAUUUAUGCAAAUAGACAUUAUUUAGCUUUAUAUAAAACCAAACGUCCAAAUUAUCUUACUUCUCCAAAUAGAAAUACAUGUAAUAUUAUUGGAGAUGUAUACAUUCAUCCAACAGCUUCUGUUCAUCCAUCUGCUAUGUUAGGACCAAAUGUUAGUAUAGAGAUGAAUACAGUUAUCGAAGCUGGUGUAAGAAUUAAAGAAUCAAUAGUUUUGGCCAAUGCGCAUAUUCAAGCACAUACUAUUAUUUUAAAUAGUAUAAUAGGAAAAGGUAGUCGUGUGGGAGAAUGGGCACGAGUAGAAGGUACUCUGUGCGAUCCAAAUCCUGAUAAGCCAUUUGCAAAGAUGGAAAAUUUAUCUCUUUUCAAUGUUAAUGGCAAAUUAAAUCCUUCAAUUACGAUACUUGGCACAAGCGUUACUUUGGCAUCUGAAAAAAUUCUCUUGAAUUCUAUCGUAUUGCCGCACAAAGUAUUAACGAGGAAUUUUAAAAAUGAAAUAAUUUUAUAAAUACUUUUUUUUUGUAUAUUAUUGGAAAUAAUGAUAAUAAAUGUAUAUAAUAAUGUUCACGCACAAUUUAUACAUAUUCUAGUCGAAUAUGUAACGUGUGUAAAAAAAGGAUAUUAUUUAUAGUCAAUUAUUAUAUAUAUAUAUACCUUUGCAUCAUCAUUUAGGUGCAUGACCACCAAAGCUGAUAGUUAAAGGUUCAAUAACUUUGUAUUAUAGAUCAUAAAUUGUUUUUCUAAGUACAAUGUACGAAUCAGCUUUUAUCGAAAUUAGAAAAGAAAAAAAUAGAUAAACAAAAAUUUUGUAUAACAAUUAUA
Molecule: messenger RNA, 1923 nt
Organism: Vespula pensylvanica (western yellowjacket)
Lineage: Eukaryota; Metazoa; Arthropoda; Insecta; Hymenoptera; Vespidae
Gene: Gmppa
Product: mannose-1-phosphate guanyltransferase alpha-A
Exons: 5
Coding region: 347-1609 (420 amino acids)
Biological process (GO): biosynthetic process
Cellular component (GO): cytoplasm
Source: RefSeq, a predicted model, not a curated record